CAACAACUAACAAUGUCCCUCAUGUUUCUAAUCUGUUUUUUGCAGUCCUUUUCUUUGAGGAGAUUGUUAAAUGCUGGUUCCCAGUGUUGGCAAGAUGGGAGUGUGGGAUUUAUUGUAGGGUGUCUGAGUAUUUGAAUGCUGGCUAGAAUGCAUGGUGCCCGACUCACUGUCGUUUUCUGUUGAUUCUACAGAACUCCCUCGAAGGUUUUCUAACUGAAUAGCUGGUGGAAAUGUUUGUAAGGUCUGUUAAAAUGUUUCCUUUACUAUUACACGUAGUUGCAGAGGGAGUGUUACAGCUCCAAGCAGACGUGGCUGUUUGCCUGUCCCAACGUGGACAGUACAACCUCUGUUACGCUGAUGAUUUCACAAAACUUUCUCUUCAAAACUUUAUUGCUUACAGCCCUGGGCUUAAGUUAAGCAAACAACUUGUGCUUUCAUUGGGUGUUUUGUCUUUUGUUUGCUGUUUAAUGACAUUUCAGCCGAGGGAUCUGUGCAGUGCAGCCAGCAAUUCAGCAAUGUGCUGUUGGGUCACAGAGAGCUCUGUGCCUGUGGCACUCUGGCACUUGGCACUGCUGGAUCCAGAGCCAGCCAGAGUCUGAAGAAUUCAAGUGUUGUACUUGUAAGCUCUUGUCAAAGGAUCUUCCCUCAGUAAAAUCAGAUACUAGCAAGUAAUUGAACUGUUCCUCAAGAUUUCUAAUCUAAAUGGACUCCUUAAGCUCUCUUGGCAUUUGACUUUGCAAAAUGUCAUGUUCUACUCAUUUUUUUUAUUUGACUUCCUGAAAUCUCCGUUUUCAGAGGCUGCAAUUUGGGUUUGAUCUCUGCUCAAAACCACUGUUUAAAUGAAGGGCCUUAAAUUAUUGAAAUUGUGGGAGGAAAGCAUUUUAUAUUCUCUUUAGGCAUAUGUUCAACUGAACCUAUAUCAGAUUUAAAAUGGAAUCAUCUUGACACAAAUGAGGCGACCCUCUCAAAUGUGUGUAUUUCACUGCUGGCAGAAAUAGCCAUAGCAUAUUUGGGGGGAAUUGGGGGUUUUUUAGGUGCUAGAAUUAAUAAUCUUCUGUCAUACUGAAUAUCCUGAUCUGUGUUGCCUCUUAAGCUGCUCUGAUCUUUGACAAUUUUUUUUUAUUUUUUUAUUUAACUUCAGAAGGGCUUGUUGGGUUUCCUACCUCACUGUCAUGAACUCAUUUUUCUAAACUAUAAGUAGUGUUUGAUGUGAGGUAACUGCUCUAAAAUCCAACUGUCUGGUUGGCUACAGCUGAGCUUAAUGAUCUUGGUGUAGGAAAUAGGUGGGGGUAGGUGUCAGUUUGUAGAAUCAUAGAAUUGUUUAGGUUGGAAAAGAUCUCCAAGACUGAGUUCCACUGUUCCCCCAGCACUGCCAAAUCCACCACUAAACCAUGCCCCUUUGGACAUGUCUUAUGGACAUUUGCCUCUUGCAUUUUAAACAUAUCCAGUGUAUAUUGUCUUACACAGGAGUUUUAGCAAACUCACAAUCACCUAAUAAAGGAUCAAAAACUAAACCUCUUUAAAGAGAAACAGAUCCAGAAUAUAAGAUGUGGGGGUUUUAACCCUUAGUCUGGCAUUCCUCCACGUUGUAGCAGAUGCCCAGACUUGCAGGCUGUUUGCUAUGUGGCGUUUAGCGUUUUCACCCCAAAUUCCCCAUGGAAAAGGAGAACUUUGUAGCACCAGCUUUCCUGUGAGAAGCUGCUUUGGACAAAUUGGUGCUGCUGUGCUGAAGGAGGAGGUACUGAAAGAGCUCCUGUAUUUAAUUCUGGCUGUUCUGUGAGUGCAGGGCUGACAGAUGCCCUGAUCGUGAAGAACAUCUUAACUCACUGUAGUUGAGGAUGGGUUGUAUGUGUGGGGAUGGAGAGGGAAGUAGCUGUAGUUGUUCCUCUGCAUCAGGCACUAUUUGGUGCUUUGAAUCAAUUCAAGGCAACUGUCUUGGGACCACCUUAAAGAUAAUCUACCCACCAGCCUUCCUCUGAAGGUCCGGUGAGCUGGUUUUGCUAGUGCUUGGGAAGGAAUGGUGGUCUGUGGGAUGGCACAGUUUGGAAGCACUUGAGCCCUAUAGACCCACCUGCAAGCAAGAAGAACAUGGGCUCCUCAAACACUUCAUGCUGGUGCUUUUUUUCCCCAUUGCCCCCAUGGCAAAGCUGCCUGCUGGUGAUGUUUUAUCCUGCAAAAUUCCCCUCCGUGUGUGCUGACCCAAAACCUGCAGCCAGUUUAGAAGGCUGCAACCUUUUUGUAAGUUUGUGUUUGCUGCAGGCUCAACUGCGAAGACUUACUGCAGGCCUGGAAGUUCAAGUACACAAGUAAAAGAGUACCCUGGAGGAUUUUCUAUGCCUGUGCUUGUUGCCCAAGCAGGGAAGCUGUUCCAGAUGGUUGUAUCUUGCACAGCUCUCCUGAGAUCUGAUCAUGUGGCUGAUGCUGCCGUGAGGUCAGUGUGUCAAAUUGGGAAGGAGGUGGGGGGGCAAGGAGGCUUGCAUGAGGAUGAUCAGACUCUCCUCCCUCAAGCUUUCAUCGUGAAGGGGGUUCUCCCUGACUGGCACCAGGGUAAAUGCAGUUGGCAUCAGCUAGAGGUGAGUGUUCACCUUCCAAGCUGGCGUCAGGAGUGGCAGUGGGGUUCUUGGCAUCUCAAAUGUCCCUGUCCUUUGUGAAUUGUCUAAUGCCCUGUUGUGAAACCAAGGUGGAGCCAGGAGGAAUGAGAAGCCAACCACAAUCUUUCAACUGGAGCUGGAGCACAGGUUCAGCACUGCCCUUCCCAUCCCCUCCUGUUUGUGUGCCUGGACAGCAGUGCUCUCCUUGCUCUCCUGCCUCUGUUGGGAUUGUAUCCUGGUAACAUCGCUCGUGGUGAGGUGCAGAAAACUCCCUGCAGUCCUUUGAGGGCUGUAGCUCUGGAAAUUAUGAACAAAACUCACCCCCAGGUACAGUUCUCCGUCAGAAAAACCUUAUAUGCAGCUGUUCCCUAGAGUACAUGUGUUCUUGAUAGUGUUGUUUGUCUUGACCUCUUUAUCGCUGCUUUUGUGAGAUUUCAAGUAGUUUCUACUUAAUUUGAUACAAAAGAAAAGUGUUGAUAUAAAGUGCUGGACCUAGUUAGUGUUUGUUUUACAAAUGGGUAAUUAAGGUUUAAAAGGUGAUCUGAUUGAUUGCUUUGGGAAUUAAAUCUGGGCCAUGUUUCCACCAAGGCAAUUUUUGCUUGUACGUGACAAUAAAGGAGUACAUUACAUGUUCCUGGGUAAGAUAGUGUGAGACUUAGAAAGGCAAAGCUUGUGUGGUUGCUGCGUGCUGCUUCUGUAAACAGUCUUUUAUCCCCUUCCUUCUAGAGGAAUGGUGAUGUACCUACUUGUGGUUCAACAAAAUCCGUCUCUGGAAAAAGAGAGCCCUGCCAUCCAUGUGGUGCCUGCACUGGCUGCACACGGAGACAUGUCUGCAUCUCUGCCGUGGCACUGCUCGUCGUUAUGGCUGUUGUGGGCUUGGGGGUGGCACUGGGACUCCUGCCACGGGCACCAGUGAACCGCUUCUGCACAGCCCCCAAUAACCGGACAGGCUUCUUGUGUGAUGACAGAGUGACCUGCAUCCCAUCCAGCUGGGUCUGUGACAGAGUCAGCAACUGCAGGAACGGAGAGGACGAGCAGGAGAAGCUCUGUGGUGACUUGCCCCACAGCCUCCCAGGAUACCUGGUUUUCCUCUGCAGUAACCCCAGAUCCUGGAUCUAUGCUGAUCAGAGAUGUAACGGGAUGAAUGACUGCGGAGACUGCUCUGACGAGUUGGGGAGCUUGGCCUCCUGUCCCCCAUGUGGGUGGGAGUGGUGGAGCUGCAUCCCUGUGCACUACGAGUACUGCUCCUGCAUCCCCAGGAGGCUGUGCCGGGAUGGCAUCCAGCACUGCCUUGGCUGGUCGGACGAGUACGUCUGCAGGCCAUGAAGUCCUGGCACCCCUCAGUGCUGGAGACAGCAGGGUGCUUCCCACACUCACCUCUGAACCUUGCUGUCCUCCUGCUCCGCCACCCACUUGGGAAGCUCCAAUCCAAGCAAAUCCUCAGGAGCAGCGGAGUGACACUGAACAGGGACCAAGGGCACAUGGCAGCCCGUGCUGCAGGCUGGGUACUGACUGUGGGACACCUCCAAGGAUUCUCCUGUCAUGUGAAGGUGAGCACUUUCUACAUGGGCUUCUUCUGCCUUGCACUUGAUGCUGUGCAGCUCCUGGGACUCUUCAUCGGCUGCUGCCAGCACAGACACGGUGUCUGGGCAGCCCUGGGCCAGGGGUUCCUCCUGUAUGGACAUGAUGCUGCCUCUGCAGGGACAGGCAGGAGGAGAAGCUUCUAUUUGCAUUCAAAACACAUCUGCAGAUGGUUUCAGCAGUGGCUUUGAGGUCCAUGUGUUGGUGCUCCUGGGACACUUCCUUGGGAAUGCUGUGCUGAGGAUGACACCCUGGGGAGCUGCUGCUCAGGCCACCUCCUGCUCUCUUCUCAAACCAUGAAAGCCAAGUGGAGAGCAUAAUGGCAGGGAAAACUGAGAGAUGGAAGAG
Molecule: messenger RNA, 4520 nt
Organism: Neopelma chrysocephalum (saffron-crested tyrant-manakin)
Lineage: Eukaryota; Metazoa; Chordata; Aves; Passeriformes; Pipridae
Gene: LDLRAD1
Product: low density lipoprotein receptor class A domain containing 1
Exons: 6
Coding region: 3453-3917 (154 amino acids)
Molecular function (GO): protein binding
Source: RefSeq, a predicted model, not a curated record